Molecule: messenger RNA, 4733 nt
Organism: Lemur catta (Ring-tailed lemur)
Lineage: Eukaryota; Metazoa; Chordata; Mammalia; Primates; Lemuridae
Gene: SALL4
Product: spalt like transcription factor 4
Exons: 4
Coding region: 71-3091 (1006 amino acids)
Biological process (GO): regulation of transcription by RNA polymerase II
Cellular component (GO): nucleus
Molecular function (GO): DNA-binding transcription factor activity, RNA polymerase II-specific; RNA polymerase II cis-regulatory region sequence-specific DNA binding
Source: RefSeq, a predicted model, not a curated record
AAAGAGUUCCUCGAUCCCAGGAUGUGUUUGCAGAGCCUCCAGCUGCCGCCCUGGGACCGAAGGUGCUCCAAUGAGCCACCCAGGGAAUGAUGAAGAAGCGAGUGGGGAGGAAUCGACGGCAAAGCGGCUUCGUCGGGAGGAGACUCACGUCUGUGAGAAAUGCUGUGCGGAAUUCUUUAGCAUCUCUGAAUUCUUGGAACAUAAGAAAAAUUGCACUAAAAGUCCACCUGUCCUCAUCAUGAAUGACAGCGAGGGGCCAGUGCCUUCAGAAGACUUCUCCGGAGCUGUGCUGAGUCACCAGCCACCUAGUCCGAGCAGUAAGGACGGUCAUAGGGAGCACAGUGGCAGCUCAGGGGACAUGAAGGAGAAGCCAGGUGUGGAGUCAGUGGUGUACUUAAAGACAGAGACGGCUCUGCCACCCACACCCCAGGACAUAAGCUAUUUACCCAAAGGCAAAGUGGCCAACACUAAUGUGACUCUGCAGGCACUCCGGGGCACCAAGGUGGCGGUGAAUCAGCGGAGCGCAGAUGCACUGCCAGCCUCUGUGCCCGGUGCCAACAGCAUCCCAUGGGUCCUUGAGCAAAUCCUGUGUCUACAGCAGCAGCAGCUACAGCAGAUCCAGCUCACUGAGCAGAUCCGAGUUCAGGUGAACAUGUGGGCCGCCCAUGCCCUCCACUCAGGUGGGGCGGGAGCCGACACCCUGAAGACCUUGGGCAGCCACGUGUCCCAGCAGGUUUCUGCAGCUGUGGCUUUGCUCAGCCAGAAAGCUGGAAGCCAAGGUCUGUCUCUGGACGCCUUGAAACAACCCAAGCUACCUCAUGCCAACAUCCCUUCCACUGCCAGCUCUCUGUCCCCGGGGCUGACGCCCUUUGCACUGAAGCCAGAUGGGACAAGGGUGCUCCCAAAUGUCAUGUCUCGCCUCCCGGGUGCUUUGCUGCCCCAGACCCCAGGCUCGGUGUUCUUCCAGAGUCCUUUCUCCACUGUGGCACUAGACCCAUCCAAGAAAGGGAAAGGGAAGCCACCGAACAUCUCUGCGGUGGAUGUCAAACCCAAAGACGAGGCCAUCCUCUACAAGCACAAGUGUAAGUACUGUAGCAAGGUUUUUGGGACUGAUAGCUCCUUGCAGAUCCACCUCCGCUCCCACACUGGAGAGAGACCCUUCGUGUGCUCUGUCUGUGGUCAUCGCUUCACCACCAAGGGCAACCUCAAGGUGCACUUUCACCGACAUCCCCAGGUGAAGGCAAACCCCCAGCUGUUUGCCGAGUUCCAGGACAAAAUGGUGGCAGGAAAUGGCGUCCCCUAUGCACUCUCUGUACCUGUCCCUGUAGACGAGUCCAGUCUCUCUCUAGACAGCAAACCUGUUCUUGUAACCCCCUCUGUAGGGCUACCUCAAAAUCUCUCUUCAGGGACUAACCCAAAGGACCUUGUGGGUGGCCCAUUGCCCAGUGACCUGCAGCCCGGGCCUUCUCCAGAAAGUGAGGGUGGACCCACACUCCCUGGGGUGGGGCCAAACCAUAAUUCCCCAAGGGUUGGUGGCUUCCAAGGGAGUGGGACCCCCGAGCCAGGGUCAGAGACCCUGAAAUUGCAGCAGCUGGUGGAGAACAUCGACAAGGCCACCACUGACCCCAACGAAUGUCUCAUUUGCCACCGAGUCCUAAGCUGCCAAAGCUCCCUCAAGAUGCAUUACCGCACCCACACUGGGGAGAGACCAUUCCAGUGUAAGAUCUGUGGCCGAGCUUUUUCUACCAAAGGCAACUUGAAGACACACCUCGGGGUUCACCGAACCAACACGUCCAUAAAGACGCAGCAUUCCUGCCCCAUCUGUCAGAAGAAGUUUACCAAUGCCGUGAUGUUGCAGCAGCAUAUUCGGAUGCACAUGGGCGGUCAGAUUCCCAACACACCCCUGCCGGAGAAUCCCUGUGACUUUACGGGUCCCGAACCGGUGAUGGUCAGUGAGAACGGCAAUGCGAGUGCCAUCUGCCAUGAUGAUGUCGUUGAAAGCAUCGAUGUAGAUGAGGUCAGCUCUCAGGAGGGCCCCAGUAGCUCCGUGAAGGUCCCCGGGCCUCUCACCAGUAUCCACUCUGCAUCGCCCACUCUAGGGUUCGCUAUGAUGGCAUCUUUAGAUGCCCCAGGGAAAGUGGGUCCUGCCUCUUUUGGCCUGCAGCGGCAGAGCAGCCGAGAAAAUGGUUCAGUGGAGAGCGACGGCUUGACCAACGACUCGUCCUCACUGAUGGGAGACCAGGAGUAUCAGAGCCGAAGUCCAGACAUCAUGGAAACCACGUCCUUCCAGGCACUGUCCCCAGCCAAUAGCCAAGCAGAAAGCGUCAAGUCAAAAUCUCCCGAUGCUGGGGGCAGAGCCGAGAGCUCCGAGAACAGCCACACUGAGAUGGAAGGUCGAAGCAGUCUCCCUUCAACAUUUAUCCGAGCCCCACCAACCUAUGUCAAAGUUGAAGUUCCUGGCACGUUUGUGGGACCCUCAAUCUUGCCCCCAGGGAUGACCCCUUUGUUAGGCCCGCCACGCCGACAGCCCAAGCAACACGGCUGCACGCGGUGCGGGAAGAACUUCUCCUCUGCCAGUGCGCUGCAGAUCCAUGAGCGCACCCACACUGGAGAGAAGCCUUUCGUAUGCAACAUGUGUGGGCGAGCUUUUACCACCAAGGGCAACCUGAAGGUCCACUAUAUGACGCACGGGGCCAACAACAACUCAGUGCGCCGUGGGCGGAAGCUGCCCAUGGAGAACGCCAUGGCUGUGUUAGCUACGGAGGCAAAGAGAGUCUCAGAAAUGUUUCCCAAGGACGUCCUGGCCCCUGCGGUGAACACGGAGCCUGUGGUGUGGAACCAGUACACCAGCAUGGUCAACGGCGGUCUGGCCAUGAAGACCAAUGAGAUCUCUGUGAUCCAGAGCGGUGGGAUCCCCACCCUCCCGGUUUCCCUGGGCGCCAGCUCCGUCGCGAAUAGCGCCCCUGUCUCCAAGAUGGAUGGUUCCCAAUCAGGUGUCGGUGCCGAUGGGGAAAAACCAGGUGCAACUGACAGCGUUCCCAAACACCAGUUCCCUCACUUCCUGGAAGAAAACAAGAUUGCGGUCAGCUAAGCUAAAGGAGAACUGGCACAGAAGGAAAAACACAGGCAGAGUGAAAUCUUUCUAGAAUCUGCUUUUUUUUUUUUUUUUUUUUUCAUUUUCUUACAGAACCCAUCUCUUCCUGUUUUCUUUUUCUUAAACACGAUAUGCAAAUGAUGUUUACUAAGGUUGCGACCACAACCUCGGGCAGUCUUACAAUCACGAUUGUUGCUAUGCUGCUUUGCAAAAAAUGAAAAAAUCAAAAAAGAAAUUCAUACCAAAACAAAUAACAGACUGGAAUUUUUUUUUUUUUUUUUAAUUUUGGAAAGAAGCGGGUCUUGCAAAGUAGCUUUGUUACUUAUGAUAAACUGUAUACAUAGAACCUUUGUACAACCUAGAGUGACUUUUUCCAAAGACUGUUAACCUAUUUCAAGGUAGAACAGUUGGAAUUUACUGAACCACAGUGGAAAAGACAACUACUUAGCCUAAUUUGGGGGGAGGGGUCCUGUAUACUUCCAUGGUAACUGCGGGUAAAUGGACAAGGUCUAUCAUCUAUUUAGGGACCUGUUUUAUAUGCCCCCAACCCUGUCCCCAUCUUUUUUCUUUUCUUUUUUUUCUUUGAAUGUACUUAAAAAACAACAACAAAAAAACCCCCUAAGGUUGUAGAAUUAUAAAAUUCCUUCAACCUUAGAACCUUAAGUAGGAUGCCCUCAAAUGGACUUAUUUUAGUCCUUAGGGAGUCAACGUGUGUGUUGCUGCUUAUUUAAAUACAGUUCAUUUGGAACCCCAAGAGUGCCAAUACUCCCCACACUUCCUGGAUGCCUUCGUCUUCCUGAACACCAGAAGAGGUGGGCACCUGAGCGGGGAAUCUCAGGUGACUUAAUGUAGUUCGCCAGUGCCUACUCUGUUCAAGAACUUGGGUUUUCAUUCUUGAGAAGAAGCUCGUGGAAGGGUGUGUUUCCUGUCACAGGCUCACAUGCUGAUUGUGUUGUUUAAUCUCCUUGGUGUGAUUUAUGCCAAGUAAUUAUGAAGAUUUUUUUUUCCCUCGCUGAGUAUUUCAUGAAGGCUACGAAGUUGGAACAGGCAAGUCCUGGGUGUGAAAGCUUUAAUUUAUCUACCUCAUUUAAUUUUUUUGUUUGUAGCCAUAGUCUCUAUUUUCCUAUUUUAUGACCGCUGAAGUAUUCCCAGACCCCGUCUUAAACCUAAGAGUCGACAUAUUGAUGGGAACAGCUAGAUCUUUGAGAUGUUUUUUGUGAUUCCUGUUUUUGUAAUCUCCUUUUGUACAUGUAAUAAUAUUGAACAAAUGAUGAAACAGUUGCUCUAACGGUUUAACAAGGGAGGAGAGAGAAAGACCUUAACUUUUGGGUGGAGAAGGAUAGAGAAGUCUUUCCCCUCUCUGUGGAAGGCCCUUACUAAGAAGUGGAUCGAGACUGUUACCAAAAGUUUUGUUUGUUAGUUAUUGCACCUGACUUUAGGAUUCCCCUCCCCCCCCUUUUUUGCCAAGUUGUGCCUUUCCUUCUGGAAUUGUAAGUGAACACAAUAAUAGUAACUGUUUACACUGUGAAUUGGAUAUUGUUACAUAGAACACACCAGUGGCUUUCUCACUGUUGAGCUAAUGCCUUGUGAAUGUAUGAUCUACGGAGAAACCCCUGUAGCUGUACCUGCUGAUGCUGAC